AUGGAGCUAGAUAGUUGGUUCGAUGAGUACGCGGGUGGACCGGCUGGUAGUAAGUUCAUUGCUUUAGAGGUAUCAGACCAUGAAGACGAUUACGAUUCUUCGACAGAAUCUAUCGCACCAGCCAAAGAGGUGGAAUGCGAAGCAGGGGUGACUGCAGAAAGUGUGCAAAGCCCUGUACAGAGCCCAGUGCAAACACCAGUACAGUCGCGCAACGUAUCACGCACACCAUCUCAGAAGCCCGCACGGAGCAGUGAGCCAUCUCUUCUCAACUCUGCGUCCGCAAAAACAUCCAAACGGUGGUCGCUGAUCUCCAACAGCUCCAAGAAAAGGUGGUCAUCGGUGUCGUUUGCAAGCGAAGAGCGACGUGUAAGCCCGUCCACGUCAUCUAAAAAACGACGUUCUGUUAUGUCAGUGACCAGCGAGAACGAGAAGCGGAUGUCAACGGCGAGCGUGCAAUCGUCGAUCGCCUCGCUGAAAAGAUCAUCCACGGGCGCCUCGUUGAGACAGAUGUUUGGAAAAAUCGCCAUAGGGGAUGAAGAAAAAGAGAACAACAGCAGUAGUAAGUUACCGUCAGGUCGCUCCACGUCUCGUCCCAACUCGCGAGCGUCGUUGCAACCACUCAAUGCCAACGUUUGCAAUACAAUGAGCCAGAGAAAGUCAUAUUUGGCAAGCUCUCCUUCUAUGGACAAUGUGAGCGUUAUUUCCGGCGCCAGCGUCUCAUCAGUGUCUUCGAAGUGGAAAUUCUGGAAGAAAAAGUCCGAUUCGGAAAGCAGUGAGGUGUCGCAGGCAUAUUCUGGGCCUACGAUUAGACAUCAUGGAUCAAGAUCUUCGCUCAAGCAUAAGUCAUCUCACUCAUCGCUACAGAAGCUUAAAUCACAUCGCAAUUCAGUCGCUAGCGAGUCCAUCUCUUUGCCCAUGCCCGAUCUACUUUCGCGAGACAAGCUUCGCAUGAAGCUAAGGAACUCGACAUCUUUGAUGUCGUUAAACUCUAGCGUGAUCACGGAAGAAUUCGAUGAGUUACAAAUUUCACAACUAUUGGAGCUCUGCGGUCAGAAUCACCCACUCCCGAUCGAGCAGGUUGUGCCCACCUGGUCAACAUUGCAAAGACUUUCAACACAUGUCUUCCAGGGGACGGAUUCAAUAUUCAAGAUCUUGCCGCUUGGCCAAGAUGAUUUCACUCAUAGCAAGAACAUGCGCUUGAAGGAACUCAAGCUUUUGAGACUUUUCAACGGUACACCGGGUUUUACCCAACUGAUAGCCUGCCACUUGGCAUUAAUUCACGGCGAACCAACCCUUGUUUGCGAGCUCAGACAUGCAGGAAUUUCUCUUGCUGAUACCAACUUUUCGUCUUGGGCUAAAGUUCUGAACGUUUGGUGGCAAUGUGCCGUGAUUGUCUACGCAGGUGAAACCAAGUUUCAAUUCGAACACCGUGAUUUACAGCUUGAACAUGUUCUAGUUGAUCAUCACGGAAAUGUAACAAUUUGUGAUUAUAAACUUUCGAGGGCAUCUCAAGGUUCUUUCACCUACUAUACACGUUUGGAUCACCCUCUAUUUUUCCAAGGACGUGGUGAUUACCGUUACGACGUUUACAACACAAUGAGGCACUGGAGUUCCGAUUCGCCUGCCCGAUUCAACCCUCGCAACAAUUUACUCUGGCUGCAUUAUAUUGGCGUCAAGCUUCUCAAGCAACUAAGUCAUGUACCUUCAGAUCAAAGCCAUGCCGAGUUGAGAAAACUAGUUGCUUUGGUAGAUCCAUACCGCCGCAAGAGAAGCAUUUUCCGUCGCAGUGACGAUAUCUCCAAUUGUGGAGACCUCCUUAGAUUGAGGAGCUGA
Messenger RNA from Lachancea fermentati, 1833 nucleotides. NCBI's taxonomy places the organism in Eukaryota, Fungi, Ascomycota, Saccharomycetes, Saccharomycetales, Saccharomycetaceae. The record is from the annotation of a GenBank genome assembly.